CAUUUUCACCCCAUUUCCUGUCGGACGGAAUCAAGUAUUUCGGCCGUAUACGAUUGACAGUUGAAGUCUUCCGCAUUGCUAAAGACAGCGGGGUGUAAGAAGAAAACAACAGGUAGCUAGCUAUACAAUUUAGCAAUAAAAAAAAAAGCUGAGGCAGGGAUGCAUCCGGCAUCCAUCUGCAGUGAGCCACACUGGAUGUGAUAAGUUGGCGGGCCUUCUUCUGACCAGUGGGCGUGGCCAAUACCUGCAAGCAGCAGGUGUGGGCGCACCCCUUGAGUGGUGGGCGUUGCCAAAGCCCCUCUGCCUUUACUGUCAUUUGCUGUGACUGGAGAAGCAACCAGCUAGCUGACUGACCUUUCAUUAGUGGGGGGUGCCAGCCCAGCGUGAAGGGCGUGGCCUGUUAUGGAGAGCAUAAGUGGUAGCAGCGUGGACUCGAGAGCCACCCUUCGGGGCAUAAACACCACACCUCUCUCGGCCCGCAUAGAGUCUUACGAGGCGAGCGAGAAGAAGUGUAUCUCCGAUGUCAGGAGGACAUUCUGCCUCUUUGUCACCUUUGACCUCCUCUUCAUCACCUUGCUCUGGAUCAUUGAGCUCAAUGUGAAUGGAGGGAUCGAGAAGCGGCUCGAUAAGGAGGUUCUACACUAUGACUACCACGCCUCAUUCUUCGACAUAUUUCUCCUGGCUGUGUUACGGUUUGCAGCCCUAAUCUUGGCCUAUGCAGUGUGUAAACUGCGUCACUGGUGGGCCAUAGCGAUAACCACAGCAACCACAAGUGCUUUCCUGAUCGCAAAAGUCAUUUUAUCAAAGCUCCUUUCCCAGGGGGCCUUUGGGUACCUGCUGCCCAUCAUCUCUUUCAUCCUGGUCUGGAUAGAGACGUGGCUACUAGACUUUAAGGUCCUACCUCAGGAGGCUGACGAUGAGAACAGAUUUCUUUCUAUAAUGGACGCCCCUGAAAGGGCCCCCUUCAUGCACCCAGGACCACUUUCAGAUGGGCAGUUCUACUCCCCGCCCGAGUCUGUGGCAGAUUCUGAUGAGGAGCUGCUGGAUGACAAAUGCGACCCGGAGAAGGCUCUUAUUUAGCAGAAGUACCAGUGGGAGGUGAAUCACGUUUGAAGAUUCACAACUUUGAGUGACUGCAUCCAAAGUUACCCAAGUGCUCACAGCUGCUGCCCCAUCUAACCAUGGGGGAAGACAGCCUUACAACCACUGCAUGUUCUAUAUCCCUCCACUGAGAGAUCUUUAUUCCUAAGCCAAUCACCCUCUACACACCUGCUUCAUAUCCCUUCGCCUCUUCACUCAAGCUUCCAAACAGUUGUUUUUAAAGAACUGAGUACAUACUGUUAGUUUUUUUUGUUGCCAGAUAUAAACAAGAUCCUGAUGUGCUUAUUCUUGUGUCUCUUGCUGAUAUGUUUAGAAGCUCCGUGGCUCCAAAAUCAGUUCAGAAUUUGACUGAGAAGUCAGCAUGUGCAGUGUGUGCCAAUUUCAAGUGUGAACACUGGGCUGUUGAGCCCUAAGGAUGGCACUUGAAUAUAAAUAGAUUGCUUAAUAUCAAUAGAACAUAUGUUCAGAGUAAACUCCUUUAGACCGCUGUCAAGGGGGGAAAAUAGAAUAGACUACAUAACCAACACAGCUGUGCCUGCAUAUGUAAAAACUUCAGUCCGUAAUCUAAAUAUGUCCGAAUGCAUGACUUUGGGAACUCAAUGAAUGGGAAUGGAACAAAUUGUAUACAGUAUACUUUUUAAUCACUGGAAAGUGUUAUACCGUUUUGUUUUCUAAACUGACAUUUUGGAAGGAUAAGGGCAUUAUUAGCCCGGAAACUUCUUAGUAAACUUUCCACUUGGCUUUGCAAAAUGUAUCAAUAUACAAAUAAAAAAUGUCAGA
This is a messenger RNA of Coregonus clupeaformis (lake whitefish), 1881 nucleotides long. RefSeq names its product STARD3 N-terminal like (gene stard3nl). The coding region runs from base 403 to 1080 and encodes 225 amino acids. The record is from RefSeq and is a predicted model, not a curated record. NCBI's taxonomy places the organism in Eukaryota, Metazoa, Chordata, Actinopteri, Salmoniformes, Salmonidae. The transcript has 9 exons.